Molecule: messenger RNA, 891 nt
Organism: Camponotus floridanus (Florida carpenter ant)
Lineage: Eukaryota; Metazoa; Arthropoda; Insecta; Hymenoptera; Formicidae
Gene: Csl4
Product: exosome complex component CSL4
Exons: 5
Coding region: 143-751 (202 amino acids)
Biological process (GO): RNA processing
Cellular component (GO): nuclear exosome (RNase complex); cytoplasm
Molecular function (GO): RNA binding
Source: RefSeq, a predicted model, not a curated record
AAAUUUUUUUUACACAAAUUUAUUUACAUGUAUUCUGAUAUCUUUCAUAUAGAUCAUUAACACGGUUACUUAUAACAGAUUUAAUAUUUUCUAUAAAUAAAUUUAAUUAUUGAUGUAGAUUAUAUAUGAACGAAAUAAAAUAAUGAACGAACAAGAGGAACUUAUCGUUUGUGUGCCGGGUCAAAGAUUAUGUGUAUCUGACAAAGUUAAUAUAGCCGGACCUGGAACAUACGAGCAGCAAGGGUAUAUUUAUUCAAAGCUUGCUGGCAUUGUAAAAUUAAUAACAAAUGAAAAACAGACUCGUACAAUAGAGGUACAGGGUAUAACAGAACAAAGUAUCGUUCCUGCACCGGGGGAUAUUGUGACAGCUAUAGUUACAUUAGUUAAUCAGAGAUUUUGUAAGUGUAGCAUCAAGUGUGUAGGUGAUAUAGUAUUGACGAGACCUUACAGAGGGAUAUUAAGAAAAGAAGAUGUUCGAGCAAUUGACAAAGAUAGAUUAGAAAUGUACAAAUGCUAUCGACCUGGGGAUAUUAUUCUUGCAAGAGUUAUGCCUAUGACAGAAGCACAUACUUAUCAAUUGAGUACUGCGGAAAAUGAGCUAGGAGUUGUAAUAGCACAUAGUGAAGAAGGUGUAGCUAUGGUACCAAUCAACUGGACACAAAUGCAAUGUCCAAAAUCUUUGUGCAAGGAAUUCCGAAAAGUAGCUAAGGUUGUGCCAGAACAUGUUGCGGCAGAGCAUAUUGAACAAUGAGAGACGUAUAAGUAAUACAUGACUUAUAAAGUACAUUUUUAACUAUUAAAUAAUUUAAAUGUAAAAAAUUUAUAUAACUAGACAUUAUAAUAUCAAACUUCUCUCUCCCAUGUUGAUGCUGCUGAAAAUAAUGGAUUGAU